Messenger RNA from Populus trichocarpa (black cottonwood), 600 nucleotides. RefSeq lists its product as uncharacterized. Lineage: Eukaryota; Viridiplantae; Streptophyta; Magnoliopsida; Malpighiales; Salicaceae. Bases 1 to 600 code for a protein of 199 amino acids. The record is from RefSeq and is a predicted model, not a curated record. The transcript has 5 exons.
AUGCCUACUGGAGUUCCAGGAGUUGGAACACCCGGAAUUUGGGGUGGUGGAGGGGGUGGAGGCAGCCCCGGAACCUGGGGUGGACCUGGAAGUAAAGGCCUGCCUGGGAUCUGGGAUCGUGGAGGGCCGCCUGGGAUUUGGGAUCGUGGAGGCGGCCCCGGUACCGAGGUCAGACCUGGAAUUGAAGUUGGAGACAGUGAGGGGCCCAAUGGCCAUAGAGGGCAAGGACGAGGCGGCCUAGGGGAACUGAGUCCGAGCAGAGGGUGGAAAGAUGUUGGAGAGAGUCCGAUCAGGCCGGAAAAUUUACUUUUAGUUGAUAAGCCAGUAGGAUACUUGGAGUUGCUAGGGACAAGGAACAACGUCUCCAUGACUGUUUCUUCGGAUAAAACAUGUUUCUUGGUAGAGGAAAACCAGUGGAACUACCACCUUCCAUCUUAUGCAGUGCACAGCUGCAAUUGCGAUGUCUUUGUUUUGGGUCUUAGGAAUGAUUCUUCUGUAGGAAUGCCUUCUACCCAAGAUGCCAUCUUUAUCGUUGCGCCAGAGUUCUUUGUUUGCAAUCUUGACCGAGAGUAUCUCCUACACUCCAAAGCAUCCAUUUGA